CGAAGAAGGUGUCAUAUCAAAUCAAAGAAAACAAUAAGAACUUUGUGGAAAAUCAAGAAAAAUGAAGACGAGUUCGUCAUUGAUGAUUAUCUUUCUCCUCGUACUGAUCUUGCAAACUAACAAACUAGAGAGUGGGCAUGUCCAUUCCACUGAUCAAGACACAGUCAAGAACAUCUACAACAACAUUGAUAAAAGCAACAUAACCGCCAAAAUAGUUCUCAAGGACAAGAAAAUAUCAAGUCAUGGUGGAGGAAGCAAUAGCUAUAGAUGGGGAGGUGGCGGCGGAGGAGGAGGUGGUGGUGGUGGAGGAGGAGGAGGUGGUGGCGGUGGGGGCGGAGGUGGUGGAUGGGGAUGGGGAGGAGGUGGUGUUGGUGGUGGUGGUAGAGGAUGGUACAAAUGGGCUUGUGGCGGCGGAGGAGGAAGAGAAGGAAGAGGAGAAUUUGUGAAAAGAGAAUAUGCAGAGUGCAAGGGAAAAGGGAAAUGUAGAGGAAAGAGAUUGGAAUGUCCUCAACAUUGUGGAGGUUUUUGUUUUUAUGAUUGUCUCUUUCUCUGCAAACCGCAUUGCCGUCGUUAGAGAGAUAUAUUGCUUGUUUUCUGCGAUCCUAUUUUCUUUUCUGGUUUCUUUGUUUUUUUUUUGUUGUUAAUACCCUAAUUUCUUCUUUACUAAUCUUUUCAAGCUUCUUGAGAGCCGACAACGAAAAAAAGCCGUAAUAUUAGGAUCUUGAGUCAUUUACGGCUUUUAAUUUGUAGUUCUUUUGGCUUUAAUUUCUGUAAUGAACGAAGAGUUCAUGAAUAAACAUUUUGAUUCAUUUAUUGACAUUAAGAGCAUUUAGUGAGUUUCUUUUUGAGAAAGAGGGAGUUUCUUUUAUUAAUAAGAGGAACUCAAAGCAAAGUUCAUACAAUUGUAGAGUUCAAGAGGAGUAAAACUCAUCUCUAUAAUAGAAUUCUUCUAUUUUAGAAGUAAAAAUAGAAAAAUACAUUGGAGAUGGUUUAAGAAUAUGUAAUGUAUUCAAAGUCUCAGUCUUCUAUCUCUUGCUUUCUUUUAUAGGUCUUCAACAGUGGAUCGUAAUGGCGACGUGAUCUCCGGCGAGGAUCAGGUACCUUUGCAGUCGUUUUCAAUACUUUAACCUCCGCUAUACUAUAGUUUGAAAGUAUUAGCUCGGCAUGGACUGUCUCUUGAGAUUUGCAUGAGCCUCAGAUCUUCAUGAGCCUAUUGUCUUCUUACGAACUUAAAAUACACCAGAUCGGAUUCUCGGACGGGGUACGAAGGGGUGAAUUCCGCCUCCAACAACCACAACAACCAGUCCAGUGUACUAUUAUCAUGUCUUGGUUAUUGUUUAACGUACAUCUAAAAGAUACAUCUCAGUAUUUUGUAAGAAAUAUCUCGAUAUAUCAUGAAUAUUGGAUCAUAAUGGUUACUGAUGAAAAUAUCCAAAUAUAUCGAAUUAUAUGACCGUAAAAAAGAAGUCAUCAAAAAGUUCGAACGAAAUCUUUCUCGAGGGCAUUCAACUUUAACCAUUCAUCUUUUAAGCAUGAUUUCUGGCUGACAUGAGUAUAAAUGCAACAACUUUUAAUAAUGAAGCAUCUAAAGAACACUCAAUGCAACAAGAAAAAAGGUUUCGACAAAGAGUCAGUUUUCGUGUGUUAAAAAUUGUUUCCUCUCUCUCUUCGAAAGUCCCUCUCGCCUCUCUCUUCAAAACCAAAAGAAGUCCUAGUUCGUUUGGUCCGGCGGCUGGUUGCGCAAGCGCCGACGUCGGAGCCUCAUCCUCUUCCCUUCCUCUUUUCUCUUUGCUCUAUCCAUCUGUCUCCUUCUUGCCGUCGAUAUGUUUGGAUUUGUGGUUGGAGUCUAGCCGGCGGUCCUCUAAUUCUGUUCCGGAAAGUCUUAGAUCCGUGGUCGGUUGCCUCUUUUCUGGAGAUUCAGCGAGGCGGUGAGGGUUCAUGGGUGGCUAGAGUCGGUUUUUAGGGUGAGAUGUCGGCGGAUCUACUUUUCUCUCUUUAGAUCUGUUCGUCGUUCUCCAAGCUUGAGGCGCGUGAGGUUUGCGACUUACUCUCUCCUCCUGUUCUUGUAUAUGUGUGCUUGCAAAGAGUUUGUCUUUGUUGUGGAGUGGAGCUCAAAGGUCUCCUUCUCCCUGAGGCUCGGCGUCUUGUCUCCGGGGAAGGUCUCUCUUUCGUUCAGAGAAGACGGCAGUGUUCGUAUGUCGGCGCGUGCACUGAGCUCUUGGUGGUCGUGUGGCUGUCGGAGCUUGGAGGUUGUGGUUCUGAUAUGUCGUCUAUGGCAUGGUCUACUAUACCCUUGGCGGUUACUCUCCACUUGUAUGUCCUUCUCAUGUUCCUGGUCCAAUGUUGUGCUCUUGCCACCUUGCUAGUGGUGUUGAGCUUCGUCAGUAUCGCUCCGUUCGAUUUGGUCUCGUUCUCCAGCGAGUUCAAUCACAGGGCGCAAGGAAGGUCGGCUCAGGUUCUCUUAGUCGAAGCAAGGCGUCGUAUGGUGGAUUCAAUUGGGUCAGUUGGUGAAGCUUGCGUCGUGGAGACUUGAUGCAGAGAGGGUCAUCCCAGUGCCAUAGAGGACUACUUGGUCUUCUUGGUAGACCGUCUCUCCUUUUUUUGCAGGUACUGAUGAGUUUGGUCUAGGAUGUCUCCAUCUCAACUCGUCCUUUGGUGUGCGGUCGUGUAUAUCUCCGGCUAUUGCUUAUGACCAUUCGUGGUUUGUCGCUCUCAGCCAUCCGUGGAGGUAUGCUAUAUAUGUAAUGUUUGUGCUUAAGAGACUGCAAUUGCUUCAGUUAGAAAGAGAGUGGGAUGGUUCUGCUCUCUCCCGGAUUAACCUGGUGCGGUAGUGAUGAUGGAAGGCUCCGGAGUUGUGCCCACAACUUGGCUGUGUGGCCGAUGAGUCAAAGCUACUACUCUUAUGGUUGUACCGAUUUUUUGCUCAAUUUCUAGUUGGAUGUAAUUGCAAUGAUGCCCAUUUGGGAUGUUAAUGAAAAAUAUAUAUAUUUACAAGAAAAAAAAAAGAGUCAGUUUUCAGGUAA
Messenger RNA from Brassica napus (rape), 3023 nucleotides. Its product is annotated as abscisic acid and environmental stress-inducible protein-like. The coding region runs from base 62 to 574 and encodes 170 amino acids. The record is from RefSeq and is a predicted model, not a curated record. Lineage: Eukaryota; Viridiplantae; Streptophyta; Magnoliopsida; Brassicales; Brassicaceae. The transcript has 2 exons.